AUGGAUGUAGCAAUUGCGCGAUUGAAGGAGAUAGACUCCUUGGGGCCAUUUAGCCCUGAUGACACGGUCGUGUUAGUGUCGUUAGAAUUGCCUGUGCGUGUCAGUCGUGAUGCGACAACAGGUAAAUUUCAUGUGGCAUAUACCAACAGUCUUUUGAUACCGGGUUUACACAAGAUACGACGAUCGAUAGGCUGUCAGGUCAAGUUUAUAGGAUCGUGCGGCUAUUACCCAAGUGGUAUCAAUUACUCAAGUGGUAACAAUUACUCAAGUGGUAUGGAGGUUGACGGUGAAAUACGGGCAGCGAAAUAUACUGAGAGAGAGAAGGAAAGAGUGGCUGAGGUUUUAGAGCCAUUCGAUUGUUACCCAGUAUUCCCAGAAGAGUCGGAUUUGAAUGCUGUGUUAGAUUUUUGUCAGAACACACUGUCGCCAUUAUUUCAUUCGGUUAUCCACUUGGAGACGAGUCUGCAGAAGCCAUUCAAUCAGGAGUUGUGGGCAUUGUAUCAGAAGAUUAACCGUUUGUGGUCGGAUACAGUGUGUCGGGUGAUCGAGCAGGAUACGGAUUUUGUAUGGGUACAUGAUUUCCAUUUUCUUUUGGUGCCACAAUUUGUAUCCCGUAAACACAAGAAAGUUAAUAUCGGAUUGUUCCUGCAUUGUCCUUUCCCAUCGGAUGAUCUAUUCCGAUGCCUACCGGUCCGAAAUGAGAUCCUCCGAUCUAUCCUUUGUGCCGACUUAGUCGGUUUCCACUUCUUCGAAUACGCUCGACACUUCCUUACUGCCUGCAAAAAAUUAAUGGGACUCGAACAUCGAUUCAACCUCGGAGGCUUCAUCUGUAUCGAAUACAAUGGCAGACAAGUACACGUUAAAAUCGGACACGUCAACGUCCAAUAUAAGGGUAUGCAACAACAACUUAAAGACGAUCUUGAGAUACAGAAGAUCACUACCAAGUUCAAGGACGCACAUAAAAACAAAUUCAUCUUCCUCUCUAUCGAUCGAUGCGAUCAUCUUGCCGGCAUCAAAAUGAAGCUUCAAUCAUACAGACACUACCUUGAACAUUUCCCUUAUGCCAAGGGUAAUGUGACACUUGUACAGUAUGCGUACCCUCCCAGGCAUACCAACGAAGCAACAAUUAUAUUUCAAAAAGAACUCCUGGAAAUAACUGACGAUAUCAAUCGAGAAUUCGGUCAAGGAUCCCUCGUCCUACAUAUACGGCCUAUAAAACAAAAGGAAAAAUGGGCAGCACUAGAAUGUGCACACUGUCUAUUGGACGCCAGUAUCCGCGAUGGUUUGAACCUCAUUGCAUUCGAGUACAUAGCGUGCCGUGGUGCUGCUCCAGGGCACAUAAUUUUAUCGGAGUUCACAGGAUGUAGUUCAACGUUGACUUGUUGUCAGCGGAUCCAUCCAUGGCAGCCAGAUGAUGUGGCAAGUAAGAUGGAUUUAUGCUAUUCGACACCGGCUGCCAAUUAUGCGGAACAAUGGGCCCGUGAUGUCGCCUAUUUGAGUGCUAACUCAUUGGAGGCUUGGGCGUCAGAUUUCUUGUCAGAUUUAAGACGUGCCCGUAAAUCAGAUGGACGGGUGUAUAUGCGCUGCGGCUUCGCCUCGACCUACCGCAUUCUAUCACUCGAUGAAAACUUCCGCGCGCUCCCUCUACAACGUGUAGUUAAAGCCUAUCGAGCUGCCUCCCAGAAACGUCUACUCUUCUUUGAUCAUGAAGGCACACUUGCUCCGGACAGACGACAUAUCGCUGCCACACCUUAUGGUGCUGAACUCACGGCCAAUGGAGCACGACCUUCCCCUUCUGUCCUGCAGGCGCUCCGCGCACUUUGCGCAGACACCCGCAAUGUUGUCUUCGUGUUCUCUGGUCGACCGAAGGCCGCACUCGAAGAUUGGUUCGGACACAUACCCGGCAUCGGCCUCUGUGCCGAACAUGGCUUCUACAUACGCAGCCCCCAACACACCCAGAACCUCUGGCAGUCCAUGAGAGAAGAAGACCUAACCUGGAAGGAACUCGCUCUUACACUCAUGCAGCACUACGUCAAACGUACACAAGGCAGCUUAAUUGAAAACAAAGGCAGCGCACUCGUCUUCCAGUACCGCAACUGCGACCCCGACUUCGGCGCCUGGCAGGCCAAGGAACUCGCCACCUACCUAGAGGAGUUUCUAUUUGGGAUGCCGGUGGUUGUGAUGUCCGGGAAGGGGUACGUGGAAGCCCGCGUGGCAGGUGUAUCAAAGGGUGUGGCGUGUCAGUGGGUGAUGGAGCAGACUGGCGGCGUGCAGUUCGCGUUGGCGAUCGGUGAUGACAGGUCGGACGAAGAGAUGUACGUGGCUUUGUCAAAGUUUUACGCGGCGGGCGAAAACGAGCGGAAAGGCAAUUUGGGGUCACGAGAAACGCCGCGGGAGACCGGGCUUGGACUCGGGAUCUCGGGUUCUAGGUUGAAUGCAAAGGAAAGUGCGGAGGAGGCGGAGGAAGCACCAGUGUUGACGCCAUCGCCGGCGGCGGCACAUGACUUGUUCCGGUUAACGCAGACGACGUCCACCCGACAUGUAGUACAGGAAGGCGUUUUCUGCGUUACCGUCGGCAAGAAGCCCUCACAUGCGCAGUGGUACGUCAACGACACGGACGAGGUCAGCGAACUACUCGACGCACUCAUAAGCGACCAUCGCAAAGACAUCAACGUUCAACUCUUCCUGCCUGAACCCGGAACUAAUUUACUGAGUUCCGGCUUUUAA
Gregarina niphandrodes is the source of this 2727-nucleotide messenger RNA. Its product is annotated as trehalose-6-phosphate synthase. The record is from RefSeq and is a predicted model, not a curated record. Gene Ontology annotation, molecular function: catalytic activity. The transcript is spliced from 3 exons. NCBI's taxonomy places the organism in Eukaryota, Apicomplexa, Conoidasida, Eugregarinorida, Gregarinidae. Gene Ontology annotation, cellular component: cytosol. Bases 1 to 2727 code for a protein of 908 amino acids. Gene Ontology annotation, biological process: trehalose biosynthetic process.